AUGGGUUCUUCUUCGGACGAGGAGGGGGAAGAGUACCUGUUCAAGAUCGUCAUCAUCGGCGACUCAGCCGUUGGCAAAUCUAACUUGCUCUCUCGCUACGCCAGAAAUGAGUUCAGCCUCCACUCCAAAGCUACAAUCGGCGUCGAGUUCCAGACCCAAACCCUCGAAAUCGACGGCAAGGAAAUCAAGGCCCAGAUUUGGGACACCGCCGGCCAGGAGAGGUUCCGCGCCGUCACCUCCGCCUAUUACCGCGGCGCAUUUGGCGCCCUCGUUGUCUAUGACAUCAGCAGAAGCUCCACUUUCCACAGCAUUCCCAGAUGGCUCGAUGAGCUCAAGACUCAUUCGGAUACAACUGUUGCAAGGAUGCUUGUGGGGAACAAAUGCGAUUUGGAAAAUAUCAGGGAUGUGAGUGUAGAUGAAGGCAAAGCCCUGGCAGAAUCUGAAGGAUUAUUUUUCAUGGAAACUUCUGCAUUGGAUUCAACAAAUGUUAAAAACGCUUUUGAAAUUGUCAUCCGUGAGAUUUAUAAUAAUGUUAGCAGGAAGGUACUCAAUUCCGAUUCCUACAAAGCUGAAUUAUCUGUGAACAGAGUAUCCCUCGUCAGUAAUGGCACUGACGAAUCAAAGCAAACUGUGGGAGCUAAAAGUUGUUGCUCCAGGUGA
Striga hermonthica is the source of this 660-nucleotide messenger RNA. Lineage: Eukaryota; Viridiplantae; Streptophyta; Magnoliopsida; Lamiales; Orobanchaceae. The record is from the annotation of a GenBank genome assembly.